Folsomia candida is the source of this 1386-nucleotide messenger RNA. It is a transcript of the gene Tim23, whose product is annotated as mitochondrial import inner membrane translocase subunit Tim23. The record is from RefSeq and is a predicted model, not a curated record. Gene Ontology annotation, molecular function: transmembrane protein transporter activity. Gene Ontology annotation, cellular component: TIM23 mitochondrial import inner membrane translocase complex; mitochondrial inner membrane. The transcript is spliced from 6 exons. Gene Ontology annotation, biological process: protein import into mitochondrial matrix. NCBI's taxonomy places the organism in Eukaryota, Metazoa, Arthropoda, Collembola, Entomobryomorpha, Isotomidae. Bases 281 to 913 code for a protein of 210 amino acids.
CUCGCAUGGCUAGCUAAAAAAAAUUGCAAUUGUAAAUUUCAGAGGAGAUAAUCGCAUAAUUGUCCGAGUCGUCGAUUUGCAAAUUGGCUAAACACUCACGUAAAUAUCCCUUUGACAAAGUUGGACAUUAACAAAGAGGUGGAUAUAAAUCUGAGAGUAUAUAGACCGCAUUAUUAACAAGGGUUGAAUUUCGUCAUCUAUUGUUAGUUUUGUAAAACCGGGAUAUAAAUUAAAAAGUGCAAGUGUAACGUUCACGACGACGGGGUCUUCUGACAGAACGAUGGAGAAAGCGGAGGGUUCCUCGCUCAAAAGUCUCCUCGGCUUCUACAGCCCCAGCUAUGCGCCCGAUGACCCAUCCAUGAAUGUCUCAGUAUACAGUAGCGGAAUAUCAAAACUGUCGCCAUACCUCAAUGUUGACCCGUAUAUCAAUCAAGAGCCGGAAUAUAUCCUCCCCGAAGGGGCUAACCGACAGAGAGGUCGCUUUGAAUUUGCCUUUGGGACCAUAGGAUCCGGUGUAAUGGUGGGCGGUGCUUUUGGUGGCAUAAAUGGUUUAUACACCGGAAUAAAAGCGACACAAGGAAUGACCGGAAAUGUUCGUAGAACCCAGUUAAUUAAUUACGUGAGCAAGACGGGCGCUUCAUCAGCCAACGCUUUAGGAGUGAUAGCAGUAAUGUAUUCUGGUUUCGGGUGUUUCCUCAGCUGGUAUCGUGACACGGAUGAUGAUACAAAUACUCUGGCAGCUGCGACCGCUACUGGACUGUUAUACAAAUCUUCUGCCGGCUUAAAAAGAAGUGCAAUUGGGGGAGGAAUUGGUCUGGCCCUUUCAGCCGCUUACUGUUUGUGGAGAAGAGGUGACAAGGAAGGAAGGUCUAUAGUUAACUAUGUUGGAUCCAGACACACCUCAUCGUACUAAUAACUUCAAAACGGACCUAGUCGUAGUCCCUGAACUUAUAGUAUCUGUGUAUUUGUCGCGUGUGUGUCCCAAUAUAUGUGACCUACAUAUUGGGAGGAUCGGUUAUUAUUUUUUACAACGAUCCAAAAAAUUGUUAAGCAAUUAAAAUUUUAUUUUAGUAUGAAUGAUGUAGAUACUGAUACGCUCCAAAAUCAAUAAUACAGAGAAUCAGAUACUAUUGUUGUAUGUUCUCUCUUUACAAUUCACCUUAGGAGGGGAGCUUGCGAGCUCCCCUCCUUAGUUUCGAUAGGUGGAAUUUCGUAGGCGGUUGAACUUAGUUGAAGUGACUCCCUUGAUAUGUACUUUCAUCAUGUUAUUUCUUUCCUGUUACUGGUCAUCGUCGUCUCGUCACCAUCACUCUGGAUUGCAAAUACAUAAAUUUUGUUCGGCAUUGAUAAUAAAUACAUAGGAUGAUAAAUAUAUAAGAUAAUCAA